This is a messenger RNA of Cladocopium goreaui, 2957 nucleotides long. Lineage: Eukaryota; Dinophyceae; Suessiales; Symbiodiniaceae. The record is from the annotation of a GenBank genome assembly.
CAGGAAAGCCGUUGACAAAGAGUAGUUCGAUUCUUGCAAGAGCAGAGGAUGGCAGAUCAAUUGACAGAGGAGCAGAUCGCUGAAUUCCAAGAAGCAUUCCAAUUGUUUGCUGGCGAUGAACUGGAAGAUCUGACGGAAGAACAGAUCGAAGAACUGCGGGAGUGGCAGGCGCACUGCGAGGAGCUCCGUUCUGAAUGGAACGAAGAAGAUUCGCUCAUGCAGCAUCUGCGGCAGUUGCAUGGCACUGGAGCAAGACUCUUGGGAGAGGCCGAGGACGGCCCAAUCAUUGCUCCCUUGACCUCCAUUGAGGUGGAACUUGAGGUCCUCGAUAUCGCUGUGCUGGCACGAUUUACUCAGUGCUUUGUGAAUCCCACAGACGAGUUGCUAGAUGUGACCUAUGCCUUCCCGGUGCUCCCGAGUGCGAGCGUCACGCAUUUGGAUGCUCAAAUCGGCGAGCGGGUAAUUGUGGGACGAGUUGUUGAAAAGCAAGCGGCUCGCGCGCAGUUCCAGGAAGCCCGGACGGAGAGAAAGGCCGCCGGCCUCUUGGAGAAAGCUGCGGGAGAUCUGAUGCGCCUGAAGCUGGGGCAAGUGGAUCCCGGAGAGACCGUGCUGGUCCGCCUGGACAUGACGAUGGAGCUGCAGAAUCAGAGUGAUGGUCAAUUCCGUGUGGCUCUGCCAAUGAUUGUUGACCCGCGCUAUCCGUUGCGACCCGAUGUUUGGACUACCGAAGCAAUGGAGGACUUUGCAGCCACGCAAGAAGCAUCACAGGGUCCUGGCACGGGAAGCUUCAGCUUCACUGCUCAGGUGCAGAUGCCAAGCCCGGUGUUGCGGAUCUGCAGUCCCAGUCACCCCGAGAUGGCGUGUCACCUGGAUGGAUCACAGGCCUUUGCCUCCCUAGCCCUCACCACAAUGCCCCAGCGCGAAGUCGUCCUUUCGAUCAACAUCUCGAAGCCGCUGGAGCAGCGCUGUUGGAUGCAAGAGAUGGACGAGGAUACCGGUUUGCUGUACGCCGUUCUCUGUCCAGAGGAGAAGGCGUUGGAGCACCUUUGGCCGGCCGAGGAUCUUCCGAAGGAGUUCAUUUUUCUGUUGGAUCGAUCUGGAUCGAUGCAGGGUUCGGCAAUCUCAGCAGCACAAUCUGCUUUGCAGCUCUUUCUCAGGAGCCUACCCCUUGGAUGUCUCUUUGACAUCGUUGGUUUUGGCUCGACAUGGAGGUCGUUGUUUGAGGCCAGUGUGGUCUACGACGAGAAAUCCCUCAACAAGGCCAGCAAACAUGUGAAGUUUGUCCAAGCAGACAUGGGAGGUACUGAGCUGCUUCAGCCCCUGAAGCAUGUUCGAGAACGUGUUGUACCCGCUGGCUACCAACGUCGAGUAAUAUUGCUUACGGAUGGCCAAGUCUCAAACACCCAAGAAGUGAUGAAGCUGGUAGCAUCUUUGCCCAGCCAUACGGAGGUCUACACUGUGGGUUUUGGAGGAGGCGUUUCCCACGCUUUGGUUGAAGGCAUUGCCGAGAAUGGCCGUGGUGCAGCGGAUUUUGUGCUGGGGGCAGCAGAAUUAGAACCGACAGUCAUCCGGCAGCUGACAAGAGCCAUGCGUGGAUGUCCUCCAAGGCUCACGCAGGUGGAGUGGUCCGGCCGGCUGGAAGAAGUCUCCCCCAGUGCUCUGGCUCCACGUGGCCGAGGACCCCACCAAUCGGGACGUGCGACAGCCGGGAGAGCACGACUGGGUGUGCCAUGCUGUGGGCAGCGGGUUGUGCUGGCAGCGGUGGUCAAAGGUGGUCAAGGCCUAGGCGACUCACUUCAGUUGCGCUUCCACAACAACGACGGUCACAGCGAGUGCAUUGCCUUACCAGUGCAGCACCUCCAGCGUUCUCGGGUUCUGCAGAGCGUCGUCGGGAAGGCCCUGAUCGAUGAUGCCAUGAAGGACCUGCCGAUCGGGACGGAGGAGGCGAAGCGUUGCCAAGAUCGGAUCAUCCGCUUGGGUACAGAAUUCCAAGUCGUCACCAAGUACACUUCAUUGGUUGCUGUUUGCUCAGAGAGCUCUGAUUUGGAUUUGCCAACAUCGGCAGUUUCAGCAAACCGGCAGCUUCCGCAAAGACCAUUCGGCGGCAGUCGAGGCUGCAUUUCCACUCGCGAGCUUGGACCUCUCAUGCGGUCCCUGGGGCAAAACCCCACGGAGGCAGAACUACAGGACAUGAUCAAUGAGGUGGACUGCGACGGGAACGGCGUCAUAGACUUUCCAGAGUUUCUCAGCAUGCAAGCGCGAAAGAUGAGGGACACAGACGGGGAGGAGGAACUCAUGGAAGCCUUUCGGGUCUUCGACGUCAACGGCAGCGGCUUCAUCUCUGCGGCGGAAUUUCGACAUGUGAUGACCAAUCUAGGAGAGUGUUUGAGCGACCAAGAGAUUGACGAGAUGUUCAGACAAGCUGACGUUGGUUGUGACUUUGAGCAGGAGAGCGAAAGCACAGAGACAGAGUUUGUUCCUCCAGACGCUGCCACCAUUCUGAAUAAACAGAAGGCAUGGCUUCAAGAACUUAUUCUCCUUCAGGCCUUUGAUGGUUCUUGGAAGGACACCUUGGAGCUUCGGGAGGUCUUGGCAUUGCCAAACGAUGCGUUUCUUGAAGGACCGAAGUGGGCAACAGCUUUGGUGCUUGCUGCACUUGAGCUGUACUUGCCUGGUCUUUCUGCAGAGUGGGAUCUGCUGGCCAAAAAAGCAAGAGCAUGGCUGAACCAGAUAGACAGCGAGACGUCGACAGCUGCGUUGCACCUCUUGCAGCAAGUUGCUCCAGAAUGGCCCAAGACUCCUCCACCUGUACUUGUGCACAAAAUGGUCAAAGGUAACACCGCUCGCCCUCAACGCUGCGGUGGUGUUUGCUAUGAAGAGAUGGUGAAGAUGAUGAUGGCAAAGUGAGAAACUGCUGAGUUGAUGACUUUCAUUUGAAAGGUUCGAGAAUGAUGCAG